AUGGAGUCUGUCUUCACUCUUUUGCAUGUGAUAAUAGCCAUUAUCAAUUUUUCUAAAGCUAAUGAGACUAUUUGCAGCUUGCUGGGAGAACCUGUGUACCCACAGCUGUGGAAGGAUGGGGAUAUCAUAGUGGGAGCAAUUUUUCCCUUCCAUGGUGGCUGGGAGAUCACAGACAUGACCUAUACUAUUGUACCACCUUCAAUAAACUGCAUGAGUCUGGAUUUCAGAGCUUUCCAGUAUUCACAGUCCUUGAUCUUUGCAAUUGAGGAGAUCAACAACAGCUCGUCUUUGCUGCCUGGAGUCUCACUGGGUUACGAGAUCUAUGACACCUGUACUUCUACAGCACUGGGUGUUAAAGCAGCAAUGGCAUUGAUUAACGGGAAUAAGAAAUCAGUUUUAGAUGAGCCAUGUACAAAGUCAGCCAGGGUUCAAGCCAUAAUUGGGGAAGCAUACUCAUCAGUAUCCAUGGCUAUAGCAAAGAGUAUCGGACCCUUCAGUAUGCCUUUAAUCAGUCACUAUUCUACCUGUGAGUGUCUCAGUGACAAGAGCAAAUAUCCCUCAUUUCUGCGCACUAUUCCCAGUGAUUACCAUCAGAGCAGAGCACUGGCAGAGAUGGUCAAGCACUUUAACUGGACCUGGGUUGGAGCAAUAAGAAGAGAUGAUGACUAUGGUAACAAUGGGAUGGCUGCAUUUACUAAAGUGGCUGAGCAGUUGGGAAUAUGUUUGGAAUAUUCUCUUCCAUUUUUUAGAACCUACUCACAAGAAAAAGUGAUGAGAAUUGUUGAAACAAUCAAAAGCUCCACUUCUCGAGUAAUAGUGGGAUUUCUUUCUCACUGGGACCUGGAGAUUUUGCUACAUGUGUUUGCUGAACACAACAUCACUGGUUACCAGUGGGUCGGAACUGAAGGCUGGAUCUCUGAUUCAGUGCUGGCCACACUGGACAAGCACAACAUGCUACAAGGAGCCAUAGGCCUGGCUAUCCCCAAAACAACAGUAACCGGUCUGCAGGACUUUAUUUUAGAUAUAAAACCACUCAAAUCUGUAGGCAGUGCCAUUUUUACUAAAUUCUGGGAAGCUUUGUUUGGGUGUACAUACACAAAGCAGAUCGAUUCAAAAGAAUUACCUUUGUGCACAGGAGAAGAGAAACUGUCCGAGAUCAAAAACUCUUAUACUGACAUGACCCUGAUGCCCAUUUUCAGUAAUGUGUAUAAAGGAGUUUAUGCCAUUGCCCAUACCCUGCAUGACCUUCUUAAUUGCCAACAAACCUGUGCCUCUAAGUACCAACCUGAUCUUCUCACAUUUCUGGAGCAACUCAAAAAGGUUCGAUUCAAAACCAAAGAUGGUGAAGAAGUUUAUUUUGAUAAAAACGGUGACCCCCCAGGAAAGUAUGAAAUAAUAAACUGGCAAACAAGUAAAGAGCACCAACAUGAAUUUGUUACUGUUGGACUGUAUGAUUCGUCUUUUCCUAUUCAUGACCGUUUAACAGUAAACAUGGCCUCUAUUGUGUGGGCAAAAUACAGCAAUCAGGUACCAACAUCUGUAUGCAGUGAAAGUUGCCCACCAGGAACGAGAAAGGCUGUGAAAAAAGGAAAACCGAUCUGUUGCUUUGACUGCAUUCCAUGUGCUGCAGGGGAAAUCAGCAACAUGACAGAUUCUGUUGAAUGUGAGCAGUGCCAGCAAGAUUACUGGUCAAAUCCAAACAAAGAUAAAUGUGUAAAGAAGGAAAUUGAAUUUUUAUCUUAUGAGGAAACGAUGGGAAUUUUGUUAACUGCUGUUUCUAUAACUGGUGCAUGUAUGACACUGAUAAUAGCAACGAUUUUCCUUAGAUAUAGAAAUACACCGAUAGUCAAGGCCAACAACUCUGAGCUGAGCUUCCUGCUGCUCUUCUCUCUGACUCUGUGUUUCCUCUGUUCACUUACUUUCAUCGGUCGACCCUCGGAGUGGUCCUGCAUGCUGCGCCACACAGCGUUCGGGAUCACCUUCGUCCUCUGCAUCUCCUGUGUUCUGGGUAAAACAAUAGUGGUGUUGAUGGCGUUCAGAGCGACACUUCCGGGCAGUAACAUCAUGAAAUGGUUUGGGCCUCCACAGCAGAGACUCAGUGUUCUUGCUUUUACUUUAAUACAGGUUAUUAUUUGUGUUCUUUGGUUAAUAAUAUCUCCUCCUUUUCCCUUCAAAAAUUUAAAACACUUUAAAGAAAAGAUUAUUUUAGAAUGCCACCUUGGCUCAAGCGUGGGUUUCUGGGCUGUUCUGGGUUAUAUUGGACUUUUGGCUCUUCUGUGUUUUGUUUUGGCUUUUUUAGCUAGAAAACUUCCUGAUAAUUUUAAUGAAGCUAAAUUUAUCACCUUCAGCAUGUUGAUAUUCUGUGCAGUUUGGAUCACUUUUAUUCCAGCGUAUGUCAGUUCACCUGGUAAAUUUACUGUAGCUGUGGAGAUUUUUGCUAUUCUGGCCUCAAGUUUUGGUUUGCUGUUCUGUAUUUUUCUUCCUAAAUGUUACAUAAUCAUCCUGAAACCUGAGAAGAACACCAAAAAACAACUGAUGGGAAAAUGA
This is a messenger RNA of Trichomycterus rosablanca, 2547 nucleotides long. RefSeq names its product extracellular calcium-sensing receptor-like. The coding region runs from base 1 to 2547 and encodes 848 amino acids. The record is from RefSeq and is a predicted model, not a curated record. Gene Ontology annotation, cellular component: plasma membrane. The transcript is spliced from 6 exons. Gene Ontology annotation, molecular function: G protein-coupled receptor activity. Gene Ontology annotation, biological process: G protein-coupled receptor signaling pathway. NCBI's taxonomy places the organism in Eukaryota, Metazoa, Chordata, Actinopteri, Siluriformes, Trichomycteridae.